Molecule: messenger RNA, 3302 nt
Organism: Phragmites australis (common reed)
Lineage: Eukaryota; Viridiplantae; Streptophyta; Magnoliopsida; Poales; Poaceae
Product: leucine--tRNA ligase, cytoplasmic-like
Exons: 1
Coding region: 1-3300 (1099 amino acids)
Biological process (GO): leucyl-tRNA aminoacylation
Molecular function (GO): ATP binding; leucine-tRNA ligase activity; aminoacyl-tRNA deacylase activity
Source: RefSeq, a predicted model, not a curated record
AUGUCAUCCAAUCAACAUGAUGGGGGCAAUUGUUUUGCCCGGAGAGACCUUUUGGUUCAAAUCCAAGACGAGAUGCAAAAGCUUUGGGAAGAGAGCAAGGUAUUCGAGGCUAAUUCUGGCGAUAAACCACCGAGCCCUGGUGAAAAGUUCUUUGGGAAUUUCACGUACCCUUACAUGAAUGGCGUGCUGCAUCUGGGCCACGCCUUCACACUCUCCAAGCUUGAGUUUGCUGCUGCAUACCACAGGCUCUGUGGCUCAAAUGUCCUCGUCCCAUUUGCUUUCCACUGCACUGGAAUGCCCAUCAAGGCGUCAGCUGAUAAGCUUGCCAGGGAGAUGGAACAAUAUGGAAAUCCUCCAGUGUUUCCUUCAGUGGACAAGGAUGAUUCAAAAACAAAUGGCAACAAUAGUAGCUGGAGUGACCUGAAUAAACACUACAAGAGUAGGAGAUCUAAGGCGGUGGCCAAGUCUGGAUCGCACAAGUUCCAGUGGGAGAUCAUGAGGAGCUUUGGACUCUCUGAUCAAGAGAUUGCCAAAUUUAAAGAUCCGCAUCAUUGGUUGAGCUACUUUCCUCUGAAAGCUAUGGAGGCUCUCAAGGCUUUUGGGCUGGGCUGUGAUUGGAGGCGUUCGUUCAUAACCACUGACAUGAAUCCAUUCUAUGACUCUUUUGUUCGAUGGCAGAUGAGAAAGUUGAAGAAAGUGGGCAAGAUUGUUAAAGGCAAGCAGUAUAUGAUCUACUCUCCAUUGGAUGGCCAACCUUGCGCUGAUCACGAUCGCGCAUCAGGUGAACAAGUCGGACCGCAGGAAUAUGUGUUGAUCAAAAUGGAGGUGAUCCCUCCAUUUCCACCCAAGUUGAAGGCCCUUGAACGCAGAAAUGUGUGUAUGGCAGCGGUGACACUCAGAUCUGAAACGUUGUAUGGUCAAACAAAUUGUUGGGUCCGGCCAGAUGGGAACUAUGGGGCUUUCGAGAUCAAUGACACUGAUGUUUUCAUUUUGACAGCAAGGUCUGCACGCAAUCUUGCUUACCAAAUGCUAUCAAGAGUCCCGGAAAAGCCAACUUGCUUGGUUGAGCUUUGUGGCAGGGAUCUAGUUGGCUUGCCACUGAAAUCUCCUCUUGCCUUGAAUGAAAUCGUAUAUGUGCUUCCAAUGCAGAACAUCUUGACAGAUAAAGGCACCGGUGUUGUGACUAGUGUUCCAAGUGAUUCACCAGAUGAUUUCAUUGCAUUUCAAGAGUUGGUAACACAUCCAGGUUUGAGGCUGAUGUAUGGAGUGAAAGAUGAGUGGGUUAUCCCCAUUAAGGUUAUACCAAUAAUCAAUAUUCCAGGAUUUGGAAAUAAAUCAGCUGAGAAGGUUUGCCUUGAUCUGAAAAUUGAUAGCCCGAGCCAGAAAGAUGAACUUGCUGAAGCAAAGGAGAUAGCAUACCUGAAAGGCUACCACAAUGGCACAAUGAUUGUAGGCGAGUUUAAGGGGAGAAAGGUUCAAGAUGUUAGACCACUUAUAAAGGACAUGCUACUGAAGGCGGGUGCAACUGUCUUGUACUAUGAGCCUGAGGAAAAGGUCAUGUCCAGGUCUGGUGAUGAAUGUGUCGUUGCUCUCACGGAUCAGUGGCUCAUAACAUACGGUGAGGCUGAAUGGAAGCACGAGGCUAUAGAGUGCUUGGAAGAAAUGAAUACUUUCUCAAUCGAAGCCCAUAAUGGUUUCAAGCACACAUUGGACUGGCUGAUGCCACGGGCCUGUUCCCGUUCUUUUGGACUAGGUACUCGCAUUCCAUGGGAUGAGGAGUUCCUUGUAGAUUCUCUCUCUGAUUCAACUUUGUACAUGGCCUACUACACAAUUGCACAUCUACUGCAACAUGGUGACAUUUAUGGAGCCAAUUCCUCUAAUUUGGGGGCAGAACAAAUGACUGAUGAAGUCUGGGAUUAUGUGUUUUGUGAUGGUCCAAUACCAGAAACCAACAUCCCCCCUGCAGUUUUGGCCAAAAUGAAGCAAGAAUUUGAGUACUGGUACCCAUUUGAUCUUCGGAUAUCUGGUAAGGACCUUAUGCAGAACCAUUUGGCGUUCUGCAUCUACAACCACACGGCACUUCUUCCCAAACAUUAUUGGCCCCGUGGUUUCCGUUGCAACGGACACCUUAUGCUUAAUUCUGAGAAGAUGUCCAAGUCCACUGGGAAUUUCAGAACCCUUUGGCAGGCUAUAGAAGAAUUCUCAUCUGAUGCCACUAGGUUUGCCCUUGCUGACGCUGGUGACAGUCUGGAUGAUGCUAACUUUGCCUUUGAGACUGCAAAUUCUGCUAUAAUGAGGCUAACAAAAGAAAUCUCAUGGAUGAAAAAAGUUCUUUCUGCUGAAGCUGAAGCUGAAGCACCCCUGCGAGUUGGGCCACCGACUACUCAUGCUGACCGAGCGUUUGCUAAUGAGAUAAACUAUGCCAUCAGAGACACUGAGAAUAGCUACAGAGCUUUCAUGUUCAAAGAUGCUCUGAAAACUGGUUUCUAUGAUCUACAGGCAGCGAGAGAUGAGUAUAGAUUUUCAUGUGGAGCAGGAGGUAUGAACCGUGAGUUACUCUGGCGUUUUAUGGAUGUGCAGACCAGGCUUUUAACUCCGAUCUGUCCACAUUAUGCUGAGCAUGUGUGGCAAAAUUCACUGAAGAAGGAAGGGUUCGUGGUGAAAGCUGGCUGGCCAAUUGCUGAUACCCUGGAUCCUACUCUAAGGGCCAAAAACAAGUACCUGCUGGACUCCAUGGUUCUGAUGAGGAGGUUGCUGCAGAAGCAAGAAUCCGGUCACAAAAAGGCCAAGAAGGGAGCUGCAACCCCUGCAACAUCGGAGGAAAGAAGAUUGUCAGUUGGAAUAAUAUAUGUCAAUGAGAACUAUGAUGGCUGGAAAGAGCAAUGUUUGAGAGUACUAAAAGCCAAAUUUGACACUAAAUCAUGUUCCUUCGCUCCUGACGAAGAGAUUCUUGAAGCGCUGAAGAAUUGUUCUAUUGGGCAGGAGAUGAACUUGAAGCAAAUUCAGAAGCUGUGCAUGCCCUUCAUUAAGUUCAAGAAAGAUGAAUUUCAAAAGGUUGGUCUGCAGGCUUUGGAAUUGAAGCUUCCUUUUGGUGAAGUGGAGGUUCUUGAAGAGAACUCGGGGCAGAUCAAAAGGCAGUUAGGCCUCGAGCAUGUAGAGAUUUUGUUGGCAUCUGAUGAAUCUGCUGCAAAUAAAGCUGCCCCACAUAUUUCCGUGCUCAGGCAGAAUCCACCUUCUCCUGGAAACCCUAUUGCAAUAUUCUUAAGCAAAUCAGAGUUUCAAGGCCAAACCAGAGGAUAAAA